CUUCGAUUCCUCUCCUCCACAGCAUAACGUAACGUACAUUUCCAGCAUCAGCCACUGCAUACUAAUCAGCACCUUAUCCGUAUUUGCAAUAAAGGAACGCGGAAAAUCUCAAGCGACGAAUUGAGGAUCCAAACAAUCAAUAUACAUAUGACGUCAAAAUUUACCUGGAGAAUUGAAGAUUUCUCGAAAAUUAAACAUAAAAAGAUUUACUCGGUGACAUUUGUGGUGAAUGAGUACAAAUGGAGGUUGUGCCUUUUUCCAAAAGGAAGCCAAACAGAUCAUUUGUCUCUGUUCCUCCGUGUGGCUGAUGCAUCUAGCUUACCCGAUGGGUGGAGUAUAACAACUAAAUUCAGUCUAGCUCUUAUUAACCAGAUAGACCCCAAUAAAACCAUCAAGAGAGACAGGGAAAGUAAAUAUGAAGCUCAAAGCACUAGUAGGGGCUAUACUUCAUUUAUCUGGCUGAGUAAGUUUCACAAUCAAAGUGAAGGUUAUCUUGUUGAUGACAUUUGCCUUGUCGAAACUGAAAUUUCUAUGCUGACCGACGCUUCUCUAGCUUCCAACGAUAAAGUUGUAGAUUCUUCAGUCGCACUUGAUCUGGAUGGAUCUGUUUAUGUAGAGGCUCAAUCGUUUCUAGAGUCACUGCCCAAGAGACCUUCCAGUUUCGGCUGCACGGGAUCUAAUGAUCUAAAAUGUGAAAUGGAUUUCCUCAAAGGAACUUCACAUUCUGCAAAAGAAAUCCUUGACACAUUGAUAUCACACCCUUUGGAUGUUUUGGCUGAACCCCGGAAUGAAACUGCCAUACUCGAGUCCCUGUCUUCUCUAACUGCCCACAUUUAUUUGAAAGCUACUUUUCCUGAGAUGAUUCAGGAAUGGAGACGUCAAAGCAAGGGAAGAAGCGGGCAUCCCUGGUCUAGUUUUGAGCACACCCGAAAUUUGCUUGAAGACUUGGUGAAAGGGGGGGAAGGAAUAAAGGCUAAGCUGGAGAAGCUGUACAAGAAAGAAAGGGAAUUUGAAGCUCAGCUCGAGGCUAUUGAGAAUUGCAGUCUAUCUCUCAAGGAGGAAAGGCAAGAAUUAUUGAACCAGAUAAAGAUAGCGUAUACUCUUGCGGAGGAGCAGGCUAGGAAUUACAGUGAAGCAGAAGAGGUGGAGGUUGACCUGGCAAUCAAAAAGCUGAGAUUGAAGUCAAAGUGGGCUGCAACCAGACUUCUCUUCUAUUGAGAAUCAUGGCAGGCCAAGGCUUUGUCUACAUCGAAACUUAAUUACCUUUCCCAGCAUUUUGUCUUUAUCUGCUGUUAAGGAUGAGGGUGGUAAACGAAGCGAAUGGAAU
Cuscuta epithymum is the source of this 1327-nucleotide messenger RNA. The record is from the annotation of a GenBank genome assembly. NCBI's taxonomy places the organism in Eukaryota, Viridiplantae, Streptophyta, Magnoliopsida, Solanales, Convolvulaceae.